Molecule: messenger RNA, 2331 nt
Organism: Artibeus jamaicensis (Jamaican fruit-eating bat)
Lineage: Eukaryota; Metazoa; Chordata; Mammalia; Chiroptera; Phyllostomidae
Gene: AKAP7
Product: A-kinase anchoring protein 7
Exons: 9
Coding region: 49-1383 (444 amino acids)
Cellular component (GO): cytosol
Molecular function (GO): protein kinase A regulatory subunit binding
Source: RefSeq, a predicted model, not a curated record
GGGGCGUCCCCUUCCGCCCCUUCCGGGUCCCGGGCCCCGGGUCCGGGCAUGCCGCUCCUCCGGGGACUGGGGCUCUGGGGGCUCGGCGCCUACGCAGACUACAUCGCCGCGGCCAGAACCUCAGCUGCCCGCUGCGGCCGCGGCCCCAACGCACCGCCCACUGGGCCCCGGCCCCGCCCCUGCCUCCGCUCUGCUCAAAGGUGGGGGCCGCCGAGCCGGGCCACUACCACCACCACCACCGCCCGCCGAGACGCGGUGCCUGCUAGUGCCUACACCAUGGAGCGCCCCGAAGCGGAAGGAGUAAAUUCCAAUGAUUGUGAAAAUAUGCCAAGAGAAAAGGAAAUAUCAGAAGAAUUUGAAGCCAGUACUAUGGAUCCUCUGGUAGAUAUGCCAUUUGAUACUAUAAAUAUCAAAGAUGAUUGUGGACUUACUGAUGUGCCUCAGAUAGAUUUGGAGAAAGGUGAAGAAAAUAAAUGGAUCAGUAAAGAUCAAAUAAAGAAGAGGAAAAAAAAGCACAAAGACUAUCAACCCAACUAUUUCCUCUCCAUUCCGAUCACCAACAAAGAGAUUACAAGAGGAAUUAAGAUCCUACAAAAUGCAAUAAUCCAACAAGAUAAGCGGCUGGCCAAGGCAAUGACCAGUCAUGGCUCCUUUCACAUUACCCUGCUGGUGAUGCAGCUGUUAAACGAAGAUGAAGUGAACAUUGGUAUUGAUGCUUUGUUGGAAUUACAACCACUCAUAGAAGAAAUCCUUCAGGGAAGACACUUGACUUUGCCCUUUCAAGGGAUUGACACUUUUGGAAAUCAGGUUGGAUUUGUGAAGUUGGCAGAAGGAGAUCAUAUGAACCCACUUUUGGAGAUUGCAGAAGCUGCAAAACAGACAUUUCGAGAAAAAGGCAUCUUGGCAGGAGAAAGCAGAAGUUUUAAGCCUCAUUUGACCUUCAUGAAAUUGUCCAAAGUACCAUGGCUCCGGAAGAUGGGAGUGAAAAAAAUAGACCCAAAAUUCUAUGAAAAAUUUAUCAGUCACAGAUUUGGAGAAGAAACGGUGCAUCGCAUUGAUCUUUGUUCCAUGCUGAAGAAAAAGCAAAGUAAUGGUUAUUAUCAUUGCGAGUCUUCGAUUGCGAUUGGCGAGUCCUCUACCGUCCUGCAGAGCUGCAGAAAGGAUGUACCCAGCUGGCCAAGUGGCAAGAGACGUAUUGGAAUCCGGGACUUAAUUAAGGAAGCUUUGCAUCGAGAGAGAAUGGUUCUGAAGUCCAAAGUGAAACAGAUAAAAGAACUUUUAUUAAAGCCUGAGAUUCAGGCCAAAAUUAGAAGGGAGCUUUUUGAAGGAAGACCCAUUAACAACAGUAAUCAAGGAAAUGAUGUUGAUUCAGUGCAACUUUGACAUAAGGUCUGCCUUAAUAUCAUGGUACCAUAGUUUAUGAAAUGUUUUCAGCUGAUUAAAUAGCUCUUUGGUAAAUGCCAAAGAAGUGCUUUGAUAGUGUCUUUACUAUACAGCACACCAACAUUUGGUAAGGAUUUCACAACUUCUUGCCAAAGAAAACUGACUCUGCCCUGUUAUUUUUAUUUUUAAAGCUAAAUGUGUGUGGGAAUGUUUGUUUCUCUAGUAUCGAGGGUUAUUUUAUAAAAAGGACUUCUUAAUUAGCUGUUGUAAAAUGUUCCUUGGGUCCUCACAGAUAAAAUAUACAGACUAUGGAAAAUCAUUUACAGAUUAAAAAAAUAGAGUGUUUAAAGAGUCGCUUGCUUCCUGUUGACAUGAUUUUUGUUGUAGUAAUAAAUCAAAAAGAAGUAUCACCCACACGUGACUGUAUCUGGUGUUACUUUAAUGGAAAUUUGAAUGUUUAUUGAAUACUAGUACUUGAAUGAACAUUUAUAAAUGUAAUUAUUGCUAUCACUGGUUAAGAAUGUUUUAUAAUAGCCAUAUGUAUUAUUUUUCAAUGAUCAAAAUGUAGUUUGCCUUUUCAUUUCUUAAUGAAUAAAUGUUUGGGAUUUUUAUUUUCUACUUUUCUGAAGAUAAGCCCAGGUCUUACUGUAUUCCUUGUAAUCUGAAUUUGUUUGCACUGGAUUAUUUUUAAAGAAAAUUCUUGAAAAUUUUCCCCUUGUAUGAUGAUAAUUGUUAACAGCUUUUUCUACAAUCAUUGUAAAAUGCUGCUACUAAGAGAUUAUGAUGGAGGGGGAAAUUAUUAGAGAUCAAAUAUGUAAUCAUUUCAAAUAUAAAAUCCAGUUUACUCCUGGAAUUUAGCUAUUUUUUCACUGGGUAAAUUAUACUACAUUUAUUUAUAAAUGUGUUUUUGCAUUUUCAUGCUUCUUAAUAAACGUAUUGUUUUCCCUU